GAUAAGGUUGUAUUGUAAAAAAUUUGAUAAUAUAUAAUUUUUAUAAAAUAAUUCCCUCGUACGAACUAUAUUGACUCUGGUACCCCUUGUAGAGCAUUGGAGUCUGACCGUUCUGCUCUGAAAGGCGAUGAUCUGUGAAUUCCUUUUUCCUGAUUUCAUUUCUUUUCAGCAGCUUAACGAUGAUGUCCCCAACGUCUUCCCUCUCCGUCUGUGGUAUACUUGUGAUGACAUUUUUUACUCCUUUUGUAAUUUUUUUUCACAUUCCAAGGAAGUCCUUAGGUCAUCGAUUUCUCCCUGCAUAGAAACUGUAUUCUCUUCUAACUUUCUUAAAUUCUCAAAAAUGUCUUUGAAUUUUUGUUCAAACUCUGCAAUCACCACCAUGACUCUAUCAACCCUUGUUGACCCGUAAUAAUCUUCUCUUGUUUUCCAAACAUCUUCACAAUUAAUUUCUUGAGAGCAAGAAGUGCAGGAUUCUCAGAGCCCUCCUCACCUAGACCUAGGCCCGUUAUACGAGUUUUACUUGAUCUACAUUUCUCACAUUUCCAUCCCUGCUUCUCCCUUGCUGUCUUAGCUUUCCAUGUGGUCUUCGAUAUCCCAGCACAUCGAAAACGAAUAUCACUCUUACACUUUCCAUACGCUGCAAAGUCAGCAUUGUCCCUGGAUAGCUCAAUUAAAUACUUGGAGCAAGACGUUAUGGUAAAUUCAAACAUACGUUUGUGAAAAAUCUCUUAGAUACGGCUUACAGAUUGUUCCAAUAGUUGAAUAAUACUUAUUUAACCUGGUUUUAUGUCUGUUUUAUUUGAGUACCUAACUUCAAAUUGAAUGACCAACAGGAUUUAUCUUCUAUACAAUUUUAACAACAGUUUACAACAUGUUGCUAUUAACCCUCUCCCGUUCAUAAUAACAGGAAGCAUGGGUUACAGAAUGUUGUUGCACACUGUUUGCAGGUCCAGUAACUUCUUAUUGCCUUACCAGAAUCAGUUUUUCACCCAUUUUCUCGACAAACAACGCAAACUGUGUUGUAAGCUUUUUCUCAAGUUUAUAAGGGAUUUUUGGAGACACCAAAUUUUGUUUCCUUCUUAAUCUCUGUGGAGAACUAAAGUCCCCUAUCAGUUGUUGUACAAGUUGUUUUCUAAAUUCAAGUUGUGUAUUGCCAUGUUUGUUUACAGUGGGUAAGUUGAACAGUUUGAAUAUUGUAAAAGAGUUUACUAUGGCAGUAUUUAUAAUAAAGUGAUAUAUAUACUUCCACCACUUUUUUUGCCUACCAAAACUAUAAUAAUAACUGCCUGCGAUACUGGUCUGACCUGUCCACUCCUCCCAUAUGUUUUGUGUAUUGGCUCACGACCUGAGGACAGUCAACUUUUAUAGUUACCUUUUCCUGCUUUUCUGUCUAUUUGUAAUAUUAUGUUAGGGUUAGCAUUUGUUGAAAAAAUUAAACAACUCUGUUGUCGUGCCACACGGUCGCCACAACCCUACCACUUUGUCUAGAUAAACAUUCACCCCGUUUUAGUUUAAGUGAUUUUGGUUUUUUGAACUCAACCGGCCAUCCAAAUCGAUUUACUCGUACAGUUCCAUAUGAGUAAGUGUCAUUUUCUAAAAGCACAUUACACAAAUUAAGUGAUGAAAAAUAGUUGUCAAAAUAGACGUGAUGGUUAUGCCCGAAAAAUGGUUCUACUACGUCCAUAACAACUUGUUCCCCAAGUAAUAGUCCAUUAUUUCUUUCUUCCUUCUUACCCAAAUAUACUUUUCCAAACAAAAAAUAGCUGGUCCUGCUACAAGCAGAUACCUAAAUUUUUAUUCCCCAUUUUGCAGGUAUUUUGGGCAUAUAUACUUCAAACAAAAUCGGCCCUUAAAACCAAUCAUAGCCUCAUCAACAAUUAGAGAGGACAUGAUGCAGCGGGUAAGGGAGCCUAUAAACACAAUCAGUAGAGAAGAGAUAGUGAGAGCUGUAGAUAGCUUCACCUCAAGGAUUGAACUCUGUCUGGAAAACAAUGGGUUGCAGUUUGAGCACCGGUUUUAACUCUUCAUGAGGCACAUGUUCAUAAACACAUCUAGAUUUAGAUUUAUCUGGUUCAUCUAGGGAACAUGAGGCUGUACAUCUGAGCAACAUGUAAUUUGUUGAGUCAUGCAGCAAUCUGAGCAAAAUGCAAGAGGGCUGUUUCAUGAUCCUGUAACAUCAGAGCAACUUCUGCUAGUCCACGAGCUCAUCAUGGAGGCCAAUUUUCUGACAGAGCAGGAAAACCCUGGAAUGGAAUGUGUCUGCGACCACCCAUGGUGGAAAGACAGCAGCAAGCAAGAUUUCCUCUCCUGGACCUCGUCAGUGAGAAACGUAGAACUUAUACUAACAUUUUCCAGUCAAAAUGAAGAGAAGUCAAUGAGGAGGAGGGAAAUGACCACUGGUUCAGUGAUGCCUCCUACGACGUUUUCUGACUUGUGCAUGCCUCAACGCUCUAGUACAUUUGUUUAUUUUAACCUGAAUUGCACUUAUGUGUUGGGUUAGUUUACCACCAAGGAAGAGAUCAGGUCUUUAACGCAUUGCUGUUGAUUUCUUGUACUACAAAACAAUCACCGGAGUCUAAAAAAUCCUGUUUCUUGUUAAACAGGUUUGAUAAGUUUUAUUGAUUAUAAUUAAAUGUAUUUUAUGUAAAAUGUGUACGUAUACUCCUAAAUAGUGUGUAAGAAAUGUUUUAGGAUUAGUGAUCUGGUACAUAUUGUACUAAGUAUUAAUAUUCAUUGUUUGUGUGACAUAGAUUUUUGUGUAUGCCCUCAAAUAGUGUGCAAGAGACCUUUUAGAAUUAGCAUAAAUAUUGUAUAGAUCGUUCUAGAGUAAGUUGUCUUAUGUAAAUGAAUGGUUACCUGUUUGAUGGUAAUAACUUGUGUAAUGUACGAAUAAAGACCUUGAUUUUGAAA
This is a messenger RNA of Homalodisca vitripennis (glassy-winged sharpshooter), 2910 nucleotides long. RefSeq lists its product as uncharacterized. The record is from RefSeq and is a predicted model, not a curated record. Lineage: Eukaryota; Metazoa; Arthropoda; Insecta; Hemiptera; Cicadellidae. The coding region runs from base 2126 to 2500 and encodes 124 amino acids. The transcript is spliced from 5 exons.